This is a messenger RNA of Hydractinia symbiolongicarpus, 1775 nucleotides long. RefSeq lists its product as uncharacterized. The record is from RefSeq and is a predicted model, not a curated record. Bases 716 to 1330 code for a protein of 204 amino acids. Lineage: Eukaryota; Metazoa; Cnidaria; Hydrozoa; Anthoathecata; Hydractiniidae. The transcript is spliced from 4 exons. Gene Ontology annotation, cellular component: plasma membrane.
ACAUUUUGAAAUAGUUUCCUCCAAAGCUUAAACCGCAGAGAUUAGCUUCUGGUGGAUAAAUAAAUAAAACAAAACGAAGAAUGUAUGUGAGCAAAUAAGAUAUAAACGUGAUAAAUAAAACAAAACUGGUGUAAACUUUUUAAUAAAGAGUAAAGCUGAAAAUACGACGAUAAGAAUAUUUUUGUGGCAUAAAUUAUUUUACAAUCAUGUUACAACGUAAAGUUGUUUUUAAAUGACAAUAUAGUUUACAGAAACUUAUUUGGAUAGUUAAAGUUAUAGACGACACAAAAAAGUCAUAUCAUUUCUUUUAUCAAAGCACAACAAUGAUGUAGAUUUCAUCAGAAGAAGGUGGUUCACUUCAUAUUUACUUCAUUUCAUAUUCUGUUAUGCAAAAUACACCUGAUAUUCGUACAGCGCUGACUCACGACGUUUAAAAUAACUCAUCAUCUUGUAAUUAGCAACAGUUAUUAAAAAUUUAAAAUGUUUUAUUUUUGAAUGCAAUUUCCGAUUUGAGGAACGGAAUGCGGUAUCACAGUGGUUUGUUAUUAAUGGUAUACUUAUAUGUUUUCGUGUUUAUUAACAACAUUUGCAUACACUAGAGAAGAAAAAAGUUUGAAUAUCUGGUUAUAAGGUUUCUAUGUACAAGUUUCUGUCGGUGUGUAUCCAAUCUUCGUAAAGAGUUAUACAGAUGUUACAUUGAUUGCUAUAAAUAGAAAUGGGUGCGGCUGCAGCGAUCACAUUGUUAGCCAUUUGUCUACUUUGCUAUAUUCUCGGAUUAACUGGACUUAUCAUUGGUUGCUAUGGUCACGCGUGGUGGAUUUUUGACACAGCUACGUAUAAAAAGGAAAUGGGAUUAUGGAAAGUUUGUGAACGAUUGCUGAAUGCAGAAACAGUCUGCACAACUAGAAAAGAUCUUUUUGACUUUGAUGGAAAGCAAAACGCAGAAAAAGACACCAUUCUCAUAAUUCUGAUAGCGGCUGCAGUAUUUUGCUUCUUAGCAUUUCUAACAACUCUUCUAAUGAUAUGUUACAGAAAGCGUGAAGGAUCAUGGAAGUGUUCAGCAUUGGUAUCAUUUUCCGUUUCAUUAAUUGGAGCACUGAUAGCUUUUGCUGGACUCGGCUAUGCAGAAUUUGAAUUUGAAAGUGAAUGGAGCACAAAUGAUCAUGGCUGGUCAGUUUUACUAGCAUGGAUCGGUGCUGCAGCACAACUACUUGCAGCAGUCAUUUCUUGGAUACUUAUGUUUGUCGUACCUACUGAAAGUGGUAGUAAACAAACUGUGCAUUACGUUGGAAACACUAACCCAACGUAUCAAGCAGAUUACUAUAGAUGAGUUGUCAUGUUCCAGAUUAAGACUGUCAAAAGUGUCAACAGGCUGACAAAAUCCAUGUCUGUCCAUGUAACAAAUUAAAAAUGAUUCUAACUGUAAUAUAUAUGAUAUAAUAGGUUCAUAUUUACUUAUUUCAAUAUAGAUGUUUAAAGAUUUUAAAUUUUAUCCACAUUGUGAUUAUAUAUAACCUCUCAUCUUUCCUUAUUAAAAAAAAAAUAUUAGGAGAUAAAAAUUUAAUUAAAACAAGUAGUUUGUAUCUCAGCUUUUAUUAAAUGUAGAAGUAUAUAAUAUUCCUAGAUAAAACAUAAUUUUAUACAAAAAUAUAUAACUGUACAUUAAAUUCAAAAUUAUGUUCUUCCUUGAUGGCUUUCCUUUUCUUUCAGAAAAAAAAAGGAUUCAUAUUCCCUGUGUUAGUAAUAUUCGUAAUAAGUUAUAAUAAUGGCUAUAA